AGGAAAAGACAGGGGGUGGAGAGUAACAGUAGAGAGCAGCAGUGGUCCAGCCCCUCAGAAUCUGAAAAGCAUCACAGGAGCCUCUGGAUAAAGACCAGCCUUAGUAGCAAGGCUUGGAGACAGAGGAUUUCAGCUCAGUGAUAAAGCAUGAAACAGAUGUGAAGAAGCAGGAUGGAGCUCAAGAGGGGAAAGACCUUCAUAAAAUCCAGUGUGCAACAUGAGAAAGGGCCACCAGUGCUCCCAGUUCCUAUAAGCAAAGACAAAACAGCAGCUCUGAAUGGAAACCAAAGUGUAGCUGAAGUCCAGCUGGCAUGUUUGGCCACACACAAGAACUACAGGUUUUCUACCAGAGCAACAAGGAAUGGAGCUGGUGACCACAGCCUGGAAAAAUCAUCUGGGUCCUCCUACAAACUUGUAAGGAAGAGUAAAACCCAUGACUGUGUUGCUGAGGCAGACAAAACAGAGCACUGCAGCUCCAGCAGUAGGGCUUGUGAGGAAGGUUUUUCUGGAAAGGGUAAAGGCCGGCUUGUGAACAGCAUCAGCUUUUCAGGGAUGUCCAGCUCCAGCAGUAAGAAAGAGUGUUUGGUCAGUCCCAGCCAGUCUGCAUGCAGCAGCCAGAUGAUCGAUUACAGGAACUUUGUGCCACAGAUGCCUUUUGUACCAGCUGUCGCAAAAACCAUUCCCAGAAAGAGGAUUUCCCUCAAGAGAUCUAAGAAAGGGCUCAGAGAUAUAUUCCAUAUAAGAAAAAACAAACCAGACAGCCUCACGUUCCUGGUGGAGAAGGACAAGAAUCUGUCUUCUCCAGCCAGCAAGAGUGAGUUGUCUGGGAGCCUUGCGAAUUACCUUUUCAAGUCUGGAGAAAGCUUUGCAGCUGACUGCUUGUCCCAAGACUGCUCAGACAGUGAGAUACAGUCUGACUCUUCCUAUGACUGCUGCAACACCCUGUGUGAAGAUGUUGCCUCUCUGAAGAGCUUUGACUCCCUCACUGGCUGUGGGGAAAUCUUUGCUGAUGAGAGCUCUGCUCACCUGGAGCUGGAGAACAGCAAGGAAGUUCUGCUGAGGCGAAGCAAGCACAAAGACAACCCUGUAAUGGGCUCUUUCCAAGGGGGGGUGGAGCAGCUGGCCUCUCCUGGCCAGAGUGAGACGGCUGAAUUUGCAAAAUUCUGGGAUAACAUCAACAAAUCAGUGAGGCUACAUCAGAGUGCUCUGUUUGAUAAGAAGGUACGGAAGGUACCUGGUCCUGACAUGGAAACGGCUAGAAGCCAGGCUGCUGCAUCUGUGACAAUCCCUCAAGUGUCGCCUGAUGAAGACGGUGACAAUUCCAAAGAGAGCUCCACAGAAACAGGAACGCCAAAAAGUGACAACCAGGAAUCCAUAUCCACAAGUGAUGAGGGCUACUAUGAUUCAUUCUCUCCUGGACAAGAUGAUGAAAUGAAGGAAGCUCAGACGCCUGGGGUCCCAAGUAGAUUUCCAAGAGACAGCUACAGUGGAGAUGCCCUUUAUGAGCUCUUCUAUGACCCAAAUGAAGUAAAAAUAAACUCAGUCUUAGACGAUGACCUGUGUGCAUCUGAAAGCUUUUCAGAACAAGCCAUUGAAAUACCUUUGUCCAUUUACAGCUUUCAUGUUGGAGCUGAGGAGAACAUGGCUUCCCAACCGGCUCUAGACAUUAUCAGCCAGGGUUUUUUCCACAGCACAUGGAAAGGCAAAGAGUGUUUGCUAAAGCUCUGUGAUACUGAGCUUUCCCUGACCAUGGGGAUAAUAAACUGGCUGCGUAAACAUGCAGGACUCGCUUCCUCCCCUGACUCUCCUCAGAGUGCUCACUCACAGCCAGAAAAGUCUAAUGAUUCACCAAUCCCAACCAGCCCCAGUCCAGAGCAGAAAGUGAGCACAGAAGCUCAGCAGGAGAAACCAAGCAAACAAGAAUCCAAUGCAUUUAACCUAUGUGUGCCCUUGGAUGAAAGCAAGCACACAACCCAGGCUUCCUCAGAAAACAUUGCUGAAAGAGACCACAGCCUAGACUCUUGUCCGAACACAUCUAAUCUGGAUUUCCAAGGAAGGGAAGGGAAUAGCCACAAGGAUUCACCUACAGUGCCUGGGAAUGUGGAAAUUACCAGAGCACCAAACUACACACCACAGUCACUGGGUAACAGAGACAAUCUGCAGACAUCUUCAACUGAGAAUGAGAAGAUGACAAUUACAGACGGAUGUGAGACAUCCAGAGAUAAAACCCCACUGCCAGAAAAGCUGAGCAGAGAGAGUGGCUCUCAGAGCUCUGAAAACCCUCUGUUAGAUGACAAUAACGAAGUAGAAUCGUGUUACUCCUACAAGACUGCUGCGACCUCACUCCUAGAACCCCUUGAGAGGGAGGACAGAAAUAAACCAAUGUAUCACUCUGUCUCUAUUUCCUGUGACAAACCGCUGCAGCCUCUGACUCUCAGACACUUUCAGAGUUACAUUAGCCCCACACCAACAGAGAGCAGCCCUAACAUAGUGCAGCUUUUAGAGCACUGUGUAACACAAGUGGCAUCAUUUAAAAUCAGCUAUGAAAACAAGCACCUGGAAGACAAAUGCAUUGGGAAUGAAAUGAACAAUAUCAUUCGUAAGAUAUCUCAGUACAAAAACAAGUUACUGCUGCAAAAUGAAUGCAACUGCAUUGCCCAAAAUCCAGAAUACUCCAGUAUUCCUAGCACAAACCAAUACAACUAUGAGACAAGUUCCCAAUCUGGCAGUCUGUAUCAUUUGAAGCAAAACGGGGAGCAAAUUUACUCUGAAGAUCAGAAAAGUAGAGCAAAAAUCCUAGACAAGGUCACCAGAAGCAAGAUGAACUUUGAAUAUGCCCAGCUAAAUAAUCAAGCACUCUGCUGUUUAAAAGACAUUACAUUUGACCUCAGUCCAAGUGACUGUGCCCCUGCUACAACUCUUAGUAGACCAACAUUUUUACCUCUCUUUAAGUCUGUCUGCUCAGACACACCUGCUACUUUCUUGCAAGAUUCAGGCAGCUCCACCAUCCCUCAUCCUGACCUGGUGCAGCCCAAAGAGCCCAAGCACUGCAGCCCAGGGCUGUGGAGUUAUGCAGAGACUCCCUGCAGGGGCAUGGCUCAGCUGAAUGCUCUGUCCCCUCACCUAGAGGCAUCGACCCCAGACACAGCAGUGACAGGGAGGAACCACCAGUAACACAUCUGCAUUGAGAAGGUGCAACACUGAAGAAUCAAUUUUUAGAUAUGGAUGCUGCCCCCUCAAGUGUAAUAUAGCUUGAUAUAGUUCCAUGAUGUACCGGUGUCAGAAUCAAUCAACGAGAAUUUCAAUCUAAAGAUCCCAAAAGAGAAGAUGCAACAGAAAAUCAUGCUGGUCUGUCUAACUAAUAAAGUUAGGAUCCCUGUAACCACACAUCCCCAAAGCCAUGUUUGCAGAUGGGUUGUAACUAAACCAAACCAAACUUCCGCAGGAUUUUGAAAGAAGUCAUGCCAUGACAGGGAGGUUUAAAAAGAAAGAUAGCAUAUUUCUGACACAUUGUGCCACACAACUGAAAAUACCCCUCUAUUAUUAAAACACAAGUAUGUGCAGAAUGAGCAUCCACUUGGGCAGUUGUUAUGAUGAAGAGGUAAAAUUGUCUUCUGUUAUACUAAUUUUUCUUAUAUUUUAGAUAAAUGCUUUAUAUAUUUUAUGGCAACUGUUAACCACCUUAAAGCAACAAGGUUCUGGACUGUAGAUUACAUUUACUGCCUGGGGAAAGGUAUUUUGUAAACAUAGAAAUGAAAAUAUCAGGAAGCAUAAUAGAGUAUGCCCUAUAUUGUCCAAAGACAUGUAUUUACCACGUAGCAGAAAUGACAAAUAGGAUAAACAGGAACACUUGAAAAAUCUCCAUUUAAAGAUAACUUCUUUGAUUCUGUGUUAAAGAAGAGAAAAUACGCUGUUUAUAUCCAUGAUAAUAACUGACUUCAUAUUAUACAAAGUCUUCUUUACCAAUUUAAAAACCAGACUCGGAGUACUCAGCGGGAUACUUUGUUAACUCGGUUUUUGGGGGGUUUUGUGGCACCCUUGGAGCCAGUUAAAUGGAGCAGUGAUUAUUUUCAUACCCAGAUCAAACCUCAUCUUGGUGACCUGCUCUGAGAAUAAACUGAAACAAGAACUG
Messenger RNA from Pezoporus flaviventris, 4132 nucleotides. RefSeq names its product APC membrane recruitment protein 3 (gene AMER3). Gene Ontology annotation, molecular function: phosphatidylinositol-4,5-bisphosphate binding; beta-catenin binding. The transcript is spliced from 3 exons. Lineage: Eukaryota; Metazoa; Chordata; Aves; Psittaciformes; Psittacidae. The record is from RefSeq and is a predicted model, not a curated record. Gene Ontology annotation, biological process: regulation of canonical Wnt signaling pathway. Bases 172 to 3174 code for a protein of 1000 amino acids. Gene Ontology annotation, cellular component: plasma membrane.